AUGGAAGCGUUAGGGUCAUCAGGAGAGGAUUUACAAGGAGAAGAUGGCUUUAUCUCUCAAACGCAAGAUGUACACGAAGAGGAUAAAACAGACUUACAAAGUUUUGCUGAGACGCCGAACCCACCCGAAGUCAGACCCAAUCACGUCUCGUUUAUGCUUGACGAAAACAAACUUGACGCGAGGCUAUCGACGUCUCCUGAGGAGUUGCUGUACGACUCCUGCGGACGCGCUACAGCCGAAGGCACUACUUCACAGGACACAUUAGUUCUAGAUCAGCGGGCGUUAGAUGAGCGCGAAAGCUCGUUUCAACAGCUGGAACACAAUGAAGGCGAUAAUUCACCGGGCAUUCAAAAUGAAGAGGCUAGCGGGCUUCAGCAAAACCUUGAUACAGCACCUUUGGGGGGGUUACAGCACGCUCGAGGCCUUUCAGAGGCUAUGACGCUUUUGUCUACGACCGCUCAAGAGCUGGAGGGAAGGGUGAACGUUCUUCUCUCUCAGCACGAAGAGGAGUUCUUUAGUGCAUUUCGCGCGCACAUGACAAAAGUACAAAAGCAUGUACAGUAUCUCCAAGAGUGUGCAGAUGAACAGAAAAACCUGUUGGAGAGGGACUUAAAGAUCAGGACGCUCCAGCAGGAACUAGAAUGGUUCGUGAAAGAAGCUGUCAGGCUCGAUCAGAAAGCCUUCAGUUCUUGCUGCAUCCUCGGUGAAUUCACCGCUUACUUCACGGUAUUCCAGGUAGCGAAGAGGGCACUCCCCGCCAGCAGUGGCAUCCAUUACUCGCUAAUGCCUGAAGGAAUUGUGGCACCUUCCACAAAAGUUUGA
Molecule: messenger RNA, 822 nt
Organism: Eimeria necatrix
Lineage: Eukaryota; Apicomplexa; Conoidasida; Eucoccidiorida; Eimeriidae
Product: myosin heavy chain, putative
Exons: 3
Coding region: 1-822 (273 amino acids)
Source: RefSeq, a predicted model, not a curated record